GUUUUCAGUGAAUCAAGAUACCGGGUCGUGGUCGAACGGCUGUUUCGCCGCAUCGUUUUUUAUAUUGACGUUUUGUACGCAUAUUUUGACGUUUCUUUCUCAGCACACUGUGAUACAACGAAGAUCCCAAACAAUUCGGCAGUUUUUCACUAUGGUUCGGCGCGGAAAACGGUAACGAAGCAUGGAAAAUUGCACAUUCUCGAAUCCGCGCUUUUCCGACAGCAAGUCGCCUUAAUAUCGCCUUAUUUUCAAUUUUUUGCGUAGUUACGAACGUGCCAGCACUGCAAACAAACACGUAUUUACGGGAUAGAGCUAAAAAAACCCGGCAUGCAUCGAAUCGCUUCAGUUUUUCCGGGAACAGCACAACGAAUUUAGAAAUUUUCAUUAGAAAUAUUAGAUUUACGCUAACAACUUAGAAUCCAAUUUUCAAUUCACGUGAGUACCUUAUGAGGAUGGUGAAAAUCCCGAAAAAUUCUUGCUGGAAAAACCUUCCAAGGUGGUAAAUCUCUGAUAUGCCAGUAAGAAGAGGUCUGGUAGCUCCAAGAACUACGUUGAUUGAGACCAUUAUAAGGAAGUUUGAUACAGACAAUCGUAGUUUUUUAGUAGGCAACAUAAGAGAAGGAAUAUGUCACAUCAUAUAUUGUUCAGACGGCUUCUGUCGGCUAACCGGAUACUCAAGGGCGGAAGUGAUGCAGAGACCGGCCUCCUGCGAAUUCUUAUGUGGCCCCCUGACGUCCCAGCAAGCUGUAACUGCCCUGAGAGAAGCGCUGCAGGAGGGAGUUGAGAAACACGCUGAAAUUCUGUACUAUAGAAAGGAUGGUUCAAAGUUCCUAUGUUCUGAAGUCAUAGCUCCCAUAAGAAGCGAAGUUGAUGACAUCAGCCUGAUUAUUGUCAAUUUCGAAGACCUGACAGCACAUCCUGCUGGUUCAUUGGAGAAUAGCCCCGUCGGUAAAUCCAGAUUCAGCAAAUUUGAUAGAGCUAGGGCUUCCUUCAGGCAGAGUUUGAGGUUAGGUUCAAACUUGCGAGGCCGGGGGUUCCGAUUGGCUGGUUAUUUGACACCUCCGAGUGACGUCACCACUGCCGAAGAAGAAGCGGACAGGUUGGAGCAAUGUCCGCUGACGUCAAACUCCCCCACCCCCAUACUGGAAACUACCUGGGUACCCAAGACAGAAGUACCGUCGGCGGUGGGGCGCACAACCGUCACUCCGAUCCCAGGGGGCUACCCGCAGACGAGAGAAUACACCGCCCUGACCAUCUCCCACAGCGCCCCAACCAGUCACCAGGCCUCCUUCGAGCGGGGGGAGAGCGUGGAGAGAAAUAAGCACCAUUUAACGAAUAAUAGGAAUCCACCUCAAAACAGAGUGUCGCAUGCAACGAGUCUAGAUGCCAUAGCUAGAAGGCAGUGUUUUAGAACUGGAUACCCCUCUGUUAGCAUUUCUAAUAAGCCGCAACUGAGCAAGCAAUUUCCCAACGUUUCUUCAGAAUCCGACCUACAGAAAUACAAAACUGCACAACAGAGUCACGACAGGAAAAGUCCGAGUCUGAGCAAUCCAAACACAGACUCGUCCAGGCAAAAGGUUCGUCAUCAAUUCUCUUUGCAGGACAAUGGUUCAGCCAAAUACUUUCAGAGUGGGAUUCACACGCCAAAAAUGGGAGAGAAGGUGGCGCAGGUCUUAUCGUUAGGAGCAGAUGUUCUUCCAGAAUACAAACUUCAGAAUCCAAGAUUGCACAACUACACAAUUCUCCACUACUCCCCCUUCAAGGCAGUCUGGGAUUGGAUCAUUCUAAUCCUAGUAAUAUACACCGCCAUCUUCACGCCUUACGUCGCAGCAUUUCUCUUGAGUGAACCCGAAUUCAGCGCAAAGAAGAACAAAAAAUACAGCGAAGAUCCCAUCGUAAUUAUUGAUUUGAUCGUGGACGUUACCUUUAUCAUAGAUAUCUUGAUCAACUUCAGGACAACUUACGUCAGUGGUACCGACGAGAUUGUCUCAGAUCCUGGCAGAAUAGCCGUCCAUUAUCUUAAAGGUUGGUUUUUCAUCGACCUAGUAGCAGCGGUACCCUUCGAUCUACUCUUCUUCAACAGCGACACAGACGAGUUGGGCUUGGACAAAGACGAGACCACAACACUGAUCGGCUUAUUGAAAACUGCCAGACUUCUGCGAUUGGUCAGAGUAGCCAGAAAAAUUGACAGAUACUCCGAAUAUGGAGCUGCCGUCCUCUUACUGUUGAUGUGUUCUUUCACACUCAUAGCUCAUUGGUUUGCCUGCGUUUGGUACGCCAUAGGGAAUGCUGAAAGACCUAUGCUGAAAGCCAAAGUUGGUUGGCUUGAUAUAUUGGCGAAUGACACCCAUCAGUUCUACUUACCGAAUAACACUGGAGGUCCAAGUAUAAAAAGUCGUUACGUCACCGCUCUGUAUUUCACAUUUACUUCGCUAACCAGUGUUGGAUUUGGCAACGUCGCCCCUAAUACAGAUACGGAGAAGAUAUUCACCAUUUGCGUGAUGCUUAUAGGAUCUCUAAUGUAUGCGAGCAUAUUCGGUAACGUAUCCGCCAUCAUUCAGAGGUUGUACUCAGGAACGGCGAGGUACCACACUCAGAUGCUGCGCGUCAGAGAAUUCAUAAGAUUCCACCAGAUACCCAACCCUCUCCGUCAAAGGCUGGAGGAAUAUUUCCAGCACGCGUGGACCUAUACGAAUGGGAUAGAUAUGAACUCGGUUCUGAAAGGGUUUCCGGAGUGCUUACAAGCGGACAUCUGCUUGCAUCUCAACCGGAACCUGCUACAAAACUGCGGUGCAUUCGAAGGGGCCUCGCCUGGAUGUCUCAGGGCAUUAACGUUGAAAUUCAAAACGACGCAUGCUCCUCCAGGAGAUACUUUGGUUCAUAGGGGUGAUGUGAUAUCUUCAUUAUAUUUUAUAUCAAGAGGAUCCAUUGAGAUAUUACGGGACGAUAUUGUCAUGGCAAUACUAGGAAAAUAUGAUAUAUUCGGCGAAAAUCCUUGUCUUCACGCAACUCUGGGAAAGUCCAGUUGUAACGUUAGAGCUUUGACCUACUGUGAUCUCCAUAAAAUUAACAGGGACGACCUGUUAGAUGUACUAGAAUUGUAUCCGGAAUUUUAUAAUCAAUUUUUGAAUAAUUUAGAAAUCACAUUCGAUUUGAGAGAUGUGGAUCAAGCUGGUGUCAUUCCAAGAAGAAUGUUUUAUUCCAAAACGCAGUCGCACGACAAAGAAAGCAGGUAUUUCAGGGGCGUCGGUUCAAACGGGGUAUCUGGAAGGCAUUCACUGACUGGUAGACAGGAUUCUCAAUACAGCGACGAAUCAGAGUCAGGACACGGAAUUUUGGAAUUCACAACUGAAAAAGCAGGACAAGACGUCACCCCCAUGAAUUUGGACUAUGGAGAGGAGAAGAGGAGGAGUUCGACCUUAAACUCAAUAACAGGCAUGCUAAAUCACCUUAAGCGAAGUAUACCAGAUUUGAGAAUACACAAAACCCAACAUCAACCCUUAAUCGCCCAAACGACUCCUCCGUCGUCUCACAGAAUACGCACAAUACGACGCCAGUCUUCGACAGGUGCCUACCAAGAGCAGGCGCCUCCAACCAACCAACAAACAGUCCAGAAUUCCGUUCCAGUAUCGAGUAGCACCAGCUACUACACCAACAGUCCAUCCCCUCCAAACGACACCACCAAAAUCCACUUGACGCCCAGCCAUCCACACCCCCAGGUGGACCAGCAGCAAGUGCUGGACAGUGGCGUUCUCUCUCAGGGCUCAGUUCUGGGACAUCCUUAUCAACAUUCCAGCUUAGAAGCACAAUACGAUAACAUAUUAGUUAGUAGGACCCAAUUCGAAAACGUAGUUAGUAAGAUCGACAAUUUGGCAAUGAGGGUCUCUAGUCUGGAGAGAACUCUAGCGGCAGAUGUCAAAAGUAUAUUGAUGUUAUUGCAGCAGCAGGGAAGAACGAACAACGUGUCGGCUGUAGAAAGUAAAACGAACAAUGGUGCUAGGCAAGAUAUUCCAGAAUACGAAAAUGUACAUUUAGACACUAGUAGAAAUAAAUAUACGUUCCAGAGAUCCGUCAGUGAGCCAAAACCGAUCAGCAAGAAUCAGCAGUCUUCACAAAUCCUGCACAGAUUCGCGUCCUUCAAUAAAGCCUUCGAUUUUGAAAAAACUAGCGAGGCUACAUUAACUGAAAUAUCUACGUUCAAGGAGAAGGACAUAAGGGAUGAACCCACAGCCCCUAUAGCCAAACUAGAAUCCUUAGACGAAUUAGAUUUGGAAUCUCCACAGUCCAGCCCAAAAAAACCGAUAAUUUAGUAAUGAAAUUCUAAGUUGAGGUCAAAGGAUUUUGUUACGGUUUAAGGAACGCCUUACAGAGUUAAAUUUAAGCUUUUUAUAACUGGAUGAAAAUAUUGAAGGAAAUGAAUAAUUUGAAGGAUCGAGUCCAAAGCAUCUAUUGAAAAAAUCGUUGAAAAAAUGGAUUUGGAAGAUCACACCAAAAAAGUACAUCAAUAAAUAGAGGUUCAACAAUAAGUAACACAAAAUCUCAAGAAAAUUGUCAAUGAAAGGUGAAUAGAGGAAGUAGUUCAUUAACGCUAUAAAAUCUAUUUUCUAAGAUUCUGGCCAUUGUUGAUUUUUGGAAGUUGUAAUCGGUGAUUCUGUUUUAUCAUAAUAAAAAACAACUCCAACAGUCUGGCACUCAUCGCAACAGGAAAUAAACAAUCCCUCAAUCCAUAGGUGUAAGAAGAAUGACUGAAGGAGAAUCGAUGUUCAAAAGUGAAAUAAUUAAAAUUUGAUACCUUUUUAUUACUUAUACUGUUAGAUUUGUUGAAAUGCUUGAUUUUUGGCAUCAUCCAAAGCUUUUGAAGAAUUCACUCACAAAUAAAUAUGUUUAUACACUCUAUUACGAUAUUUUUAUUAAAAGUAAUGUAAUGUAAACAAUGAUAUUGAAAAAUACUCAAUAGACAUACAGCCAAAGAAAAGGCAAAAAAUUUA
Harmonia axyridis is the source of this 4988-nucleotide messenger RNA. Its product is annotated as potassium voltage-gated channel subfamily H member 6-like. The record is from RefSeq and is a predicted model, not a curated record. Lineage: Eukaryota; Metazoa; Arthropoda; Insecta; Coleoptera; Coccinellidae. Bases 513 to 4310 code for a protein of 1265 amino acids. The transcript has 23 exons. Gene Ontology annotation, cellular component: membrane. Gene Ontology annotation, molecular function: inward rectifier potassium channel activity. Gene Ontology annotation, biological process: potassium ion transmembrane transport; membrane repolarization during action potential.